Molecule: messenger RNA, 3699 nt
Organism: Closterium sp. Naga37s-1
Lineage: Eukaryota; Viridiplantae; Streptophyta; Zygnematophyceae; Desmidiales; Closteriaceae
Source: the annotation of a GenBank genome assembly
AUGCUGUUGUGUAGGCUAUACGGCCCCGCCGCCCUACCUAGCGGCCCCGCCGCCCCAUCGCGCGGCCCCGCCGCCCCAUCGCGCGGCCCCGCCGCCCCAUCGCGCGGCCCCGCCGCCCUUCCUCGCGGCCCCGCCGCCCCAUCGCGCGGCCCCGCCGCCCUACCUAGCGGCCCCGCCGCCCUUCCUCGCGGCCCCGCCACCUUACCUGCGGCCCCGCCACCUUACCUGCGGCCCCGCCACCUUACCUACGGCCCCGCCGCCCUCUGCUGCGGCCCCGCCACCCUAUCUGCGACCCCGCCACCCUACCCGCGGCCACGCCGCCCUUACCAGCGGCCCCGCCGCCCUUACCUGCGGCCCCGUCACCUGCUGCCCAGCCGUGCCGCCCUGCAGCAGCACAGCCGAGCCGCCCAGCAGCCGAGCCGCCGAGCCGCCCAGCAGCCGAGCCGCCCAGCAGCCGAGUCGCCGAGCCGCCCAGCAGCCGAGCUGCCCAGCAGCCGAGCCGCCCAGCAGCCGAGCCGCCCAGCGGCCGCGCCGCCCAGCAGCCGAGCCGCCCAGCAGCCGAGCCGCCCAGCAGCGGAGCCGCCGAGCCGCCGGGCCGCCCAGCAGCUGAGCCGCCGAGCCGCCGCGCCGCCCUCCUUCAGGGCCGCCCGACCUGCCCAGUCUGAUGACCUGCAGCUGUUCUUACAGUGCGAUAGGGCAGACGGCCUCUCUCUCUUUGACCUCACCUCUGGCACCUCCACUGCCCCUGCUGCUGAUGCUGACGCCACUGUUCGCUCCCAGUGGGCCACGCGCGACGUUGCUGCACGUCUUGCUGUGCGUCGCCACCUCCCUACCUUCGAGCGUGCGCACUUUAGUCAGUACAAGAGUGCUCAGACCUUGUACGACGCUGUAGUUGCGCGCUACUCCUCCCCUGCCACUGCUGCACUGAGCCGUCUCAUGCUACCGUACCUCUUUCCUGAUCUUGCUGCCUUUCCCACAGUCACUGACCUCAUUACGCACCUCCGCACUAGUGACACUCGCUACCGCGCUGCACUCCCUCCUGACUUCUGCGCCAGGAACCCCCCCCCCAUGUACAUCACUCUUUACUACAUAGUCACUCGCCUUCCUGACUCCCUUCGCGUAGUCAGGGACCACUUUCUCUCUGUCUGUCCCACCACUCUCACUGUUGACCUCCUCGAGAAGUCCCUCCUAGCGGCCGAGAAGAGCAUAGUCGCUGUAGGGGCCUCUCGUGGUGACCCGCGCACCCCCAUCUUUGAGGGGUGUUCCCCCUCCCCCCUUCUGCCCUCUGUUGCCUCUGCUGCUGCGGCCGACCUCCUUGUUCUUGAGUCGGUCGGUGCGGCGUCUGCCCCUAGCGGGAGACGCCGCUCUGGCAAGGGCAAGGGGGGCAAGGGCGCUGGAGGAGCGAGCGGGGGCGGUGGAGGUGGAGGUGGCGGCAGUUGGGGGAGUGGGGGUGGCGGUGGGAGUGGAGGUGGGGGUGGAGGGGUCGGUGGCGGCAGUGGAGGUGGAGGUGGCGGCGGCGGUGGCGGUGGGAGCGGAGGUGGCGGAGGUGGCGGAGGUGGAGGCGGCGGCGGAGGCGGAGGCGGUGGCAGUAGCGGAGGCGGCGGAGGCGUCGGAGGCGGCGGGGGUGGCGGUGGUGCUGGUCGCGGGUCUUCGCAGAGGAGUGGCUCCGGUGGUGGCUCGCGCCAGCAGCAGCAGCGUGGUCGUGACACCCUGUCCCCUCAGCAGCUUCGUGAGUGGUACACUGCGCGUCAGCGGGGUGGGGGUUUUGGUCCGUGCUCCUACGUCUUGCGCACUGGCGACCGUGCGGGUGAGCAGUGUGGGGGUGCCCACCCCACCCAGCGCUGCUUUGGCCGCCUGACGGACGCGUGGCGUCACCAGUUCCCGGAGGCCUCCGAGAUCCCUCGCUGGGGCGAGCUGUCUAGGGCGGGUGUUGCCAUCUAUGAUCUUGACUUUGAUGCUAUUCUCUCUGCCAUGUAUGCUGUGUCUAUUAGUGAUGAGGGUGACUGUUACCGGUGUUUCCCGCCCGAUCCGGGCAUUGAGACUGCUGCUCUAGGUCCUGGUGAGGCUGCUGCCAUAGGUGCUUGCGACGCUGCUGCUCUAGGCGCUCGUGUGUCUGCGUCCUCAGGUACUGGUGAGUCUGCGCUCUCAGGUACUGCGUCGGCUUCGGCCUCCCUCACCUUCACCCUUGACUCUGGGGCGUUUCGCUCCUUCUUUCGGGACCGCACCACACUCACACCGCUGAGUCGACCGGUUGCAGUGUCUCUGGCUGACCCCUCUGGGGGUCCUGUCCUGUCUCGCUUCUCCACAGUCCUCCCGUGUCCGGCGGCUCCCUCUGGCACCCUGUCUGGUCUCUACCUCCCCUCGUUCUCUACGAACCUGGUGAGUGGUGCUGACCUACAGGAUGCGGGGGUCCACCAGUUCACUCCUGCACGUCAGAGAGUGACCCACUGUACAGAGGCUGGCACAGGCCGACACCUGGCUACGUUCACCCGUCAGCCGGGGUCGAGCCUGUACACUCUGACCACUGCGUCUCCUCCAGUUGCUGAGUCUGGUAGGGUAGUUACGUCGGGUCAGGUGUUUGCUGCGGCGUCCAGGUCUGGUCCUGAGUCUGCCCCCUGUUCGUGUCGUCUCCUGUCUCACGAGACUCUCCUCUGGCACCACCGCCUUGGCCACCCCUCUCUGCUUCGGCUCAGAGGUAUGGCCUCCCGUCUUCUUGUGUCCGGUCUCCCCCGGUCCCUCCCUCCCCUUCCUCAGGGCCCUGGCCCUGCCUGUGUCCCCUGUGUCGAGGGGCGCCUGCGUGCUGCCCCUCACUCCUCCCAGUUUCCUCCGACAGAGGCCCCGUUGCAGACACUUCACAUGGACGUGUGGGGCCCAGCCCGCGUCCGUGGACAGGGUCACGAGCGCUACUUCCUGCUCGUUGUUGACGACUACUCGCGUUACACCACAGUCUUCCCCUUGCGCAGCAAGGGUGAUGUCACUGAGGUGCUGAUCGACUGGAUCCGCGCAGCUCGUCUCCAGCUCAGGCAGAGCUUCGGCUCGGACUUUCCUGUUCUGCGUCUGCACUCGGACAGAGGCGGAGAGUUCUCCUCUGGCCUUCUGCGUGCCUACUGUCGUGCACGGGGCAUCCGUCAGACCUUCACGCUUCCGGACUCACCGCAGCAAAAUGGGAUUGCUGAGCGCCGCAUUGGCAUGGUCAUGGACGUCGCUCGUACGUCUAUGAUGCAUGCGGCUGCCCCCCAUUUUCUGUGGCCGUUUGCAGUGAGGUACGCGGCGCAUCAGAUCAACCUCCACCCCAGGGUCUCCAGGCCGGAGACCUCCCCAGCCUUGCUGUGGACGGGGAAGGUUGGCGAUGCGUCGGCAUCCCGGGUCUGGGGAUCUCGGGCGUUUGUCCGCGACCUGUCUGCGGACAAACUAUCCCCUCGUGCUGCUCCUUGCGUCUUCCUGGGGUUCCCCCCUGACACGCCUGGGUGGCAGUUUUACCACCCCACCUCUCGCCGUGUUCUGUCCUCCCAGGACGUCACGUUUGACGAGUCGGUCCCCUACUACCGCCUCUUCCCCUACCGCACUCCGUCCCUCCCCCCCACCCCCACUCUUCCUGGUACCAGGUCCCCCCCAGGUAGACCCCCUCCCCCCUCAGGGUCCUGCCCCUUCAGGUGUGUCCCAGGUAGACGCAGUCGAGCCUGUCGAGGUCACUGGUGA